Neoarthrinium moseri is the source of this 369-nucleotide messenger RNA. RefSeq lists its product as uncharacterized. The record is from RefSeq and is a predicted model, not a curated record. Bases 1 to 369 code for a protein of 122 amino acids. Gene Ontology annotation, biological process: DNA replication, removal of RNA primer. Gene Ontology annotation, molecular function: RNA-DNA hybrid ribonuclease activity; nucleic acid binding. NCBI's taxonomy places the organism in Eukaryota, Fungi, Ascomycota, Sordariomycetes, Amphisphaeriales, Apiosporaceae. The transcript has a single exon.
AUGGUCGGCCGUAACAGCACACCGACCAAUCAAAAGGCGGAGAUCGAGGCCAUAAUAUUGGCUCUUGAAUGGGCAACGCAGCGAUAUGAGGAGCUUGAUUCGAGUCCUAACCUCUUGGUAAAGAUCAACUCUGAUUCUCGCUACGCCGUCAAUUGCAUGAAUGAGUGGAUCGCCAAAUGGUCACGCAACGGCUGGCAGAACUCGAAAGGGUGGGACGUCGCAAACAGGGAUCUGCUCCAGAGAGCAGCAGACCUGGAGGAGGUGGUGAAGCAGUACGGGACGGUGCAGUACAUCUGGAUCCCAAGGGAGAAGAACACAUUGGCGGACAGAUAUUGCAACGAUGCUUUAAACCGGUCGGAUGAUGACUGA